AUGAAAACACAGGAAGAAGAUAAUCAUACUCAUGAGGAACAACAAUAUAAUCAUAUCAAACCAACGAUUUCAUCUGAUAUUUGGGCGUUGGGAAGACUAUUUUAUAACUUGUUGGUCGGUCCACCUUAUACUUCACACAGACACUCAUUACAAGAUGGUACACCUACCGAAGAAUCAUGGCCAUCUAUCGACUCUUCUCAUUUCCAAGUUUUCCCAGGUACCUCUUUAAUAGACCUAUUACCUCCAUCAACAGACCUACUUGCAAUUAAUUUAUUAAAAACCAUUUUUGAGGCACAUGACUAA
Cavenderia fasciculata is the source of this 303-nucleotide messenger RNA. RefSeq lists its product as uncharacterized. NCBI's taxonomy places the organism in Eukaryota, Evosea, Eumycetozoa, Acytosteliales, Cavenderiaceae. The coding region runs from base 1 to 303 and encodes 100 amino acids. The transcript has 4 exons. The record is from RefSeq and is a predicted model, not a curated record.